Messenger RNA from Daldinia decipiens, 2059 nucleotides. RefSeq lists its product as uncharacterized. The record is from RefSeq and is a predicted model, not a curated record. Bases 236 to 1810 code for a protein of 524 amino acids. The transcript has 6 exons. NCBI's taxonomy places the organism in Eukaryota, Fungi, Ascomycota, Sordariomycetes, Xylariales, Hypoxylaceae. Gene Ontology annotation, molecular function: FAD binding.
CAAUGGUGACUUCGCCCCUAAAUAGAAAGAAAAGCCACCGUGAUUACUACACUACCAUAAUAGCACAAAACGGUAACACGAUGCUUCAAGCCAUCUAUUGAAGAGCAAUGGGACCAAGUAUUAUUUCCAAGUAUUACUUUUGGUAUAAAGGUAGCUUCGGGGCAUAUACGAAAGGGGAUGAAUCUAAGUUCUCUGAUACGCGGAAUUUUUCUCUUUAGCCUUAUGUACCAUAAGCAUGAAUAACUACGGCAGCAUCUUAGCGGCAGCGAUUUUUGUUUUGAUAAAACUCUGUCUUGCUGAUUCUAAUACUACUGCAGAGUUCAAAUCAUUCUGCCAUGAGUUAAGAUUGCCUGAUCCAGACACCCAGUUACUUAUUGAAAAGUUCUCCCGCAUUUCAACUCCUGACGAUGUUCUCGACGUUGCCUGCGCAACAGCCAGAUUUGCCCUUGGACAAGAUCAAGUAGAUACCGCCCCUCUAAAUCAGACCGUAGUCAAUGAAAACUGGUCUCAGACUUGUAUUGCCCAGCCACACUGCAUAAUUCAGCCCAUGGAGGCACAGCAUGUGUCGGCUUCACUCAAAAUCAUUGCCUUCUUCCAGGUGAAAUUUGCAACCCGAAGUGGCGGGCAUUCACCCAACCCAGGAUGGGCCAGUAUCGGAAAUGAAGGUAUUCUCCUUGAUAUGUCUAGAAUGAAUCAAAUUAUACUAUCAGACGAUGGUAAGGUGGUUAAUGUUGGCCCGGGGGCUCGUUGGGGCGAUGUAGUGGCAGCCUUGGACCCCUAUAAUGUCACUGUUGUGGCAGGAAGGGAUCCAACCGUCGGUGUGGCUGGUCUUGUCCUUGGUGGGGGCUAUUCCCAUUUAUCGCCUAAAUAUGGUCUCGUAGCAGACAACGUCAAGAAUUUCGAGGUUGUUAUUGCAGAUGGAACUGUCAUGGAUGCUAAUGCAGACAGAAACAAAGACCUGUUCUGGGCGCUCAAGGGCGGCGGACCAAAUUUUGGAAUUGUUACUAGAUUCGAUCUUGAGACAGUACCCAUUACCAGAAUCUGGUUACAAAUCGCCGUGUAUUCUCCAGACCAAGCCUCAGAGAUUUUAGAGGCCUAUUCCGAAUGGCAAAAUGACGAAAAUUCCGAUCACGAAUCAACGGUUGGCAUCGUUAUUGGACUUGACACCAUCACUUUAGGCCUAGUCUAUUUCGGACCGUUGUCUUCUCCCAACUCGUUCACUCCUUUCUUCGACCUAGAUCCAUUAGAAAUUGCAAUUCCUCCUAUGAAUACAACAUUUGCUUUCCUUAACUCCAUAUUUUCUACGGCUUUUCCAAGCAUUCCCGCACGCCACGAUUUCAGAGCUGUCAGUUCUUACAUCGAUGCCCAGCUCUAUAAAGACGUGUACAGAUUUUGGCUACAAAGCUCUCAAGCUAUACGAGAGACCACAGGAGCCAACCAAACGUUCGUCUUCCAGCAUGUUCCUGCCAGCAUGGUACAACAAGGAAGAAACAAAGGCGGAAACCCCUUGGCUCUAGAAUUAAAACACCAGCAGUGGUGGACAACUACAAUCGAUUGGGAACGUAGUGAAGACGACGAAUUAGUACGGACUGCUUCAAUUGACACGGUAGAGCAGUGGGAGAAACUCUCGCGUCAACGAGGCUUAGACCUUCCAUUCAUAUUUAUGAAUGACGCAUCGCGAGACCAAAAUCCACUUGCAUCGUACGGGUCAGAGAGCGUCGACAGGCUAAAACAAAUAUCACAGAAGUAUGAUCCGAACCAGUUGUUCCAAAAAUUACAGGGCAAUGGUUUCCUACUUUCUAAUCUAUGAAAAGUUAUUAGGUAGCUUUCUCUUUUUUCAUGUAUUAUAGGUAGAGUACGAUCUGGAAUGCAAUGGUAUCUUUUAGAUCUAAGUGUGAGUAGUAAUAUGUUGGCUCAUGUCGUGAGUUAGAUCAUAGUGCCUUAGUUACCUAAGGUAUAUAAUACCUACAUAUAUCAUGAGCUCUAUAUCAUUAGCUCUAUAUCAUUAGCGCGGUCUAUAGACUUAUUGCGCAUUGACCGAGGAAUCGGCUAACCUAGG